This is a messenger RNA of Perkinsus marinus ATCC 50983, 612 nucleotides long. RefSeq lists its product as hypothetical. The coding region runs from base 1 to 612 and encodes 203 amino acids. The transcript has a single exon. NCBI's taxonomy places the organism in Eukaryota, Perkinsozoa, Perkinsida, Perkinsidae. The record is from RefSeq and is a predicted model, not a curated record.
AUGCUGCUCUACGUCGACGACAUACUGCACCUCCUUGCCAGCGGAAUGGGAAUCCCAUCCGGUGAGGCCGAGGCUGUUUCUAUACUAUUAUGGCUGACCUACGGCUUUAGAUUUCAGCUUCACAAGGUCAUCGUCCACCAGAACCCGAUAAAAUAUAUCGGUUACAUGCUCCAUCUCAACUCCCCUAACUCCGGUGAGAUCACUUUGACGAUACCUGAUGAAAAAAUACGAAGGAUAAUUGAGGACCUCAGAAGUCUGAGAAAGCAACCUCGCAUCUUUCUGAGUGAGGUUGAGAAGACUUGCGGCAAGCUUAUGUGGAUGUGCGGCCUAUUGACACACUUAAAAUCCCACCUGGUAGUAUUCUAUGGUGCGAUUGCAUACAUGAAGCGUCAUGAUCUGCGAUCAAUGGACCUGAGUAAAGACAUGAAGCAGACCAUCGAUCUCUGGCUACAUAUACUGACCGUAGACCACUUCCCAAAGACGAUUCGCGUCAGACCCUCCAUCGACGAUAACCGACUUGUCUUGGCAUCAUGCGAUGCCAGCCUUGACGGUAUGGGGGGGCUGUAUCUGGAUGAAGGGCCAGACGUUCUGGUUUGCUUAUCGGCUGAGUGA